Zootoca vivipara (common lizard) is the source of this 3943-nucleotide messenger RNA. RefSeq lists its product as uncharacterized. Gene Ontology annotation, molecular function: DNA-binding transcription activator activity, RNA polymerase II-specific; RNA polymerase II cis-regulatory region sequence-specific DNA binding. The record is from RefSeq and is a predicted model, not a curated record. Lineage: Eukaryota; Metazoa; Chordata; Lepidosauria; Squamata; Lacertidae. Gene Ontology annotation, cellular component: transcription regulator complex; PcG protein complex; nucleus. Gene Ontology annotation, biological process: regulation of transcription by RNA polymerase II.
UAAACAUACCCAGCUCCCUAAGCCGUUCCUCAUAAGGCAUCGUUUCCAGGCCUUUGACCAUUUUGGUUGCCCUCUUCUGGACACGUUCCAGCUUAUCAGUAUCCUUCUUGAACUGUGGUGCCCAGAACUGGACACAGUACUCCAGGCUAAACAUACGCAGCUGCCUCAACCCUUCCUCAUAAGGCUUGGUUUCCAGACCCUUGAUCCUCUUGGUCACCCUCCUCUGAACACCUUCCAGCUUGUCCACAUCCUUCUUAAAUGGUGGCUCCCAGAACUGGACACAGGACUCCAGGUGUGGUCUGACCAAGGCAGAAGAGAGUGAUACGGUUACUUCCCUUGAUCUAGGCAGGUCCUCCCAAGUUUCCCAGUACUUACCUGCUGGAUUUGCUAGCAGUUCUCAUAAGGACAGACGGAACUUGGCAGAAGACCAAGGGUUCCUUCCAAUCUCUUGGAGGCUUCCUGAGAGCCCAGAUGGAUGAACAAGACUCAGCUGGCCCUGAAGCAGGAAGAGGCCAUGCCAUCGAAACUGAGAGCAGUGAAGGAUUCUGGGAAAGCUCCAUGCAGAAGAUCCUGGGUGAGGAGGACACUCUCCAUUCAGAUGUGCAGAGCCAGCUGUUCAGGCAGUUCUGCUACCAGGAGGCCAAAGGACCCCGUGAGGUUUGCAGCCAACUCCACCACCUUUGCCAUCAGUGGCUGAAGCCAGAAAGGCACACAAAAGCUGAGAUGCUGGACCUGGUGAUAUUGGAGCAGUUCCUGGCUGUCCUUCCACCGGAGAUGGAGAUCUGGGUGAGGGAAUGUGGAGCGGAGACCAGUUCCCAGGCGGUGGCCCUGGCUGAAGGUUUCCUCCUGAGUCAGGCAGAGGAGAGGAAGGAGGCAGAGCAGCAGGGAAAGGAUCCGUUUGCAGAAGUGGGCCCAGAUUCCUUUGAGACAGAGAGGACUCCGUUGGACACCAGAGAGAGGCCACUGGAUGACAGAAGGAUGCCAGCAAAACCUCCUCAUCCAUCUUUUCAUGGUAGCGGAGAGGAAGCAGUGGCUGUAGAACCAGAUGCGGGUCCAGUGUGCUUUGAAGAUGUAGCUGUUCAUUUCACAGAUGAGGAGUGGGCAUUGCUGGAUCCUGGCCAGAGAGCUCUGCAUAAAGAACUAAUGGAGGAGAAUCAUAGGAUCAUGGUCUCUCUCAGUGCUGAAGAAUUGCAAAUGAAGAAUGAGGAAGACCCCGACAGAAUGCGCAGAGAGGAGAAGCCGCUUAAAUAUUCGGGGUCUGGAAAGAGAUUCAGUCAAAGCUCCCACUCCACUUCCAGUCUAACAAAUCCCUUGGGGAAAAAACUCUAUCAGUGUUUGGAAUGUGGAAAGAACUUCUGUCGGAAAUCCCGCCUCACUUACCAUCAAGUAACUCACAGUGGGGAGAAACCAUAUCAGUGUUUACAAUGUGGAAAGCGCUUUAGUUGGAAGAGAAGUUUCAAUUCCCAUCAAAAAAUUCAUACAGGGGAGAAACCCUAUCAGUGCUUGGAAUGUGGGAAGAGCUUCAAACGGAAGGAUGCUUUAACUUUCCAUCAAAGAAGCCAUACAGGGGAGAAACCCUAUCAGUGCAUGGAAUGUGGAAAGAGCUUCAGCCGGAAACAUAGUCUGACUUUCCAUCAAAGAAGCCAUACAGGGGAGAAACCCUAUACGUGCUUGGAAUGUGGAAAGAGCUUCAGUCAGAGGGCCAGUCUCACAGUCCACCAGAGAAUUCAUACAGGGGAGAAACCAUACAAGUGCUUGGAAUGUGGGAAGGAGUUCUAUGGGAAGAAUAUGCUCACUUCUCAUCAAAAAGUUCAUACAGGGGAGAAACCCUAUCAGUGCUUUGAAUGUGGAAAGGGUUUCCGUCACAAGGGUGAGCUCACUGUCCAUCAAAGAAUUCAUACAGGUGAAAAACCAUAUCAGUGCAUGGAAUGUGGAAAAAGCUUCACUCAGAAAUCCAGUCUCACCUCCCAUCAAAGAUUCCAUACAGGGGAGAAACCAUAUGAGUGCUUGGAGUGUGGAAAGAAGUUCAGUUGGAAGACAAUGCUCACUUCCCACCAAAUGAUUCACACAGGGGAAAAUCCCUAUCCGUGCUUGGAAUGUGGGAAGAGCUUCAAUCGGAAGGAUAGUCUCACCCUCCAUCAAAGAACUCAUACAGGGGAAAAACCGUAUCAGUGCUUGGAAUGUGGAAAGAGCUUCACUCAGAGAGCAGGUCUCAUGUACCAUAAAAGAACUCAUACAGGAGAAAAACCAUAUCAGUGCUUGGAAUGCGGAAAGAGCUUCACUCACAGAGCUGGUCUCAUGUCCCAUCAAAGAUUCCAUACAGGGGAGAAACCAUACGAGUGCUUGGAAUGUGGAAAGAGGUUCAGUUGGAAAAAUAUGCUCACUUCCCACCAAAUGAUUCACACAGGGGAGAAUCCCUAUCCAUGCUUGGAAUGUGGGAAGAGCUUCAAUCGGAAGGAUAGUCUCACUUCCCAUCAAAGGAUUCAUACAGGGGAGAAACCAUAUCAGUGCUUGGAAUGUGGGAAGAGCUUCACUCAGAGAGCAGGUCUCAUGUACCAUCGAAGAAUUCAUAUGAGGAGAAACCAUAUCAGUGUAUGGAAUGUGGAAAGAGGUGUAGUCAAAGGACCAGUUUCACUUCUCAUUGAGUAACUCACAGUGGGAAGUAACUACCUCAGUGCAUGGAAUGGGGAAAGAGUCUCAGUCGGAAGAAUAGUCUUACUUCUCAUUGAAGAGUAGAAACCAUAUAGGUGCAUGGAAUAUAGAAGGAACUUCAAUCUGAGGGCAAGUCUCACUUCACAACAAAGAACUCACGGGCAAAAACCAUAUAUGUGUGUGGAAUGUGCUUCACCUGGAAGGAAACUCUCAGUUCCCAUGAAAUAAUUCAAACAGGGAAGAAACAUACCAGUGCAUGGAAUGCAGAAAGGGCUUCACCCAGGAUCAAAGCCUCACCAUCAAAGAAUUCAUAUGUUGGAAACCAUAGAAAUGCUUGUAAUGUGAAAUGAGCUUCUGCCGUAGCUCCAAUUUCACUUUCCAUCAAGAAACUCACAAUGAGGAGAAUCAUAGAGUGUCUGAAUUAUAGAGUUAUAGCAUUUGAGAGGACUCUGUGUGUUGUCUAGUCCACCCACCUGGAAUGCAGGAAUCUCCACUAUGGCAGAUGAGCAUGCAACCUCUUCUUAAAAACCUCCACGGAAGGAGAACCCACCACCUUCUGAGGCAGCCUGUUCCGCCCUUGAAGAGCUCUUACCUGUAGAAGGUUCUUCCUUCCUGAUGUUUAGCCUGAUUCGCUUUUCUUGCAACUUGCAUCCAUGACUCUUCCAGAGCAGCACAAAACAGACUUUCUUCAUCUUGUCCCCUCUUCCAUGAGACAGCCCUUGAGAUAUUUGAAGAUGGCUAUCAUAUCUCUUCUCAGUGUCUUCUUUUCCAGGCUGACCAUUCCUCACAAGGCUUGGUUUCCAGACCCUUGAACGUCUUGGUCACCCUCCUCUGCACCCAUUCCAGUUUGCUUGUUUUCUGUUCCUGUUCCAUGGUGUCAGGGACUGGGCAGAGGGGGACAGGUGGAGACCGCCUCCCCAGCCUGACCCUUCCAGAGAAGAAGAAGACAGUUCAGAAUUUCAACAGGGGUUUGAGGGAGGUCACAGCUCAGAGGCAGAUGAGGGGGAAAGCUGGGAAAUAAGGGGAGAUGAGGGGGAAGAGGAAUCACCAGGAGAGGAAUAGCUGACAGACAGUGUCUUUAGAAAGCACUCGGGACAUCACCAUUAGUCCAAGGGGCUGCGUUCUAACCCUCUUGUCUGUAAAUAUUGAAUAAAAAGCAGAUGGUAAGGACUUUUCCUUGUCUGUUCCUGGCAACCUGCUGUGGGGGCUGUUUCCUCUGCCGCCUGACACGUAGACUAGUCUGACUUUUAUUGUAUGUUGAAAAAUUCCAAUAAAUUUUCUUCCACCCUCA